ACCCUCUCCCUUCCGGCUCCAGGACGCGCGCCCCGAGCCUGGGAGGCAUGCUGAGGCCAGGCUGCCGGCAGGAUGAGUAUGAACGAGGUGGGCAGCUCCAGCUGCCGGAGGCAGGCGGCCUACCACCUGCACAUCUACCCACAGCUGGCCACCAGCGAGAACCAGGCCUCGUGCUGUGUGACGGCCACCAAGGACAGCACCACAUCCGACGUCAUCCAGGACGCCAUCACCAGCCUGCAGCUGGAUGGCACCAAGCGCUAUGUGCUGGUGGAGGUCAAGGAGACAGGUGGAGAGGAGUGGGUGCUGGACGCCAACGACUCACCCGUGCACCGCGUACUGCUAUGGCCACGACGGGCGCAGGAUGAGCAUCCGCAAGAGGAUGGUUACUACUUCCUGCUGCAGGAGCGUGACGCAGACGGGGCCAUCAAGUAUGUGCACAUGCAGCUGGUAUCCCAGGCCACAGCCACCCGGCGCCUGGUGGAGCGUGGCCUCCUGCCCCGGCAGCAGGCAGACUUUGAUGACCUGUGCAACCUUCCCGAGCUAACUGAGGCCAACCUCCUGAAGAACCUCAAGCACCGCUUCCUACAACAGAAGAUCUACACGUACGCAGGAAGCAUCCUCGUGGCUGUCAACCCCUUCAAAUUCCUCCCCAUCUACAACCCCAAGUACGUGAAGAUGUACGAGAACCAGCAGCUGGGCAAGCUGGAGCCACAUGUGUUUGCACUGGCUGACGUGGCCUAUUACGCCAUGCUCCGGAAACGCGUCAACCAAUGCAUCGUGAUCUCAGGAGAGAGCGGCUCAGGCAAGACGCAGACCACCAACUUUCUGAUCCAUUGCCUCACCGCCCUGAGCCAGAAGGGCUAUGCCAGUGGCGUCGAGAGGACCAUCCUGGGUGCCGGCCCCGUGCUGGAGGCUUUUGGGAACGCCAAAACAGCCCACAACAACAAUUCCAGCCGAUUUGGGAAAUUCAUCCAGGUCAACUACCUGGAGAGCGGCAUCGUGAGAGGAGCUGUUGUUGAAAAAUAUCUGCUUGAAAAGUCUCGCCUGGUCUCUCAGGAGAAGGAUGAGAGGAACUACCACGUGUUUUAUUACUUGUUACUUGGUGUCAGCGAGGAAGAGCAACAAGAAUUUCAACUCAAGCAGCCUGAAGAUUAUUUCUACCUCAACCAGCAUAACUUGAAAAUCGAAGACGGCGAAGACCUGAAGCAUGACUUUGAAAGACUCAAGCAGGCCAUGGAGAUGGUGGGCUUCCUCCCUGCCACCAAGAAACAGAUUUUUUCUGUCCUCUCAGCCAUCCUGUACCUGGGCAACGUCACAUACAAGAAGAGAGCCACAGGCCGAGACGAAGGCCUGGAGGUCGGGCCUCCCAAGGUGCUGGACACGCUGUCACAGCUCCUAAAGGUAAAGCGAGAAAUCUUGGUGGAGGUUCUGACCAAAAGAAAAACAGUGACUGCCAACGACAAGCUCAUCCUUCCCUACAGUCUCAGCGAGGCCAUCACCGCCCGCGACUCCAUGGCCAAGUCUCUGUACAGUGCCCUGUUUGACUGGAUUGUCCUGCGCAUCAACCAUGCCCUCCUCAAUAAGAAAGACAUGGAAGAGUCUGUCUCAUGCUUGUCCAUCGGGGUCCUCGACAUCUUUGGGUUUGAGGACUUCGAGAGGAACAGUUUUGAACAGUUCUGCAUCAACUAUGCCAACGAGCAGCUCCAGUAUUACUUCAACCAGCACAUUUUCAAACUAGAGCAGGAGGAGUACCAGAGUGAAGGGAUCUCAUGGCACAACAUCGACUACACAGACAAUGUCGGCUGCAUCCAUCUGAUUAGCAAGAAGCCCACUGGCCUCUUCUAUCUGCUGGACGAAGAGAGCAACUUCCCCCACGCCACGAGCCAGACCCUGCUGGCCAAAUUCAAACAGCAGCAUGAAGACAACAGGUACUUCCUCGGCACCCCCGUCAUGGAGCCUGCGUUCAUCAUUCAGCACUUUGCAGGGAAGGUGAAAUAUCAGAUCAAGGACUUCCGGGAGAAGAACAUGGACUACAUGCGGCCGGACAUUGUGGCGCUCCUGCGGGGCAGUGACAGCUCCUAUGUGCGGGAGCUCAUCGGCAUGGACCCAGUGGCCGUGUUCCGCUGGGCCGUGCUCCGGGCUGCCAUCCGGGCCAUGGCCGUGCUCCGGGAGGCCGGGCGCCUACGGGCCGAGAGGGCCGAGAAGGCUGCAGGUCUGGGCAGCCCUGGUGCCCGAAGUCCCCUGGGAGAGCUGCAUAGAGGAGCCAGCACCCCAUCGGAAAAGUUGUACCGCUGCUCAAUGCUAGAUUUCUCAGUUGACGGCUCUGAGGAGUUCGAUAUUAACGCUUUUGAGGACAUCUUUGCUUUCUAUGAAAGCAAGAACGAUUUGCAUGAUCAAAUCAUCAAGACCAUCAAAGGAUUGCCCUGGCAGGGUGAGGACCCCCGUAGGCUUCUCCAGUCCCUCAGUCGGCUCCAGAAACCCCACACCUUCGGCCUGAAAAGUAAAGGUACCAAACAAAAGCAGAUCAUUCCGAAGAAUCUGCUGGACUCCAAGUCCCUGAAGCUCAUCAUCAGCAUGACCCUGCACGACCGUACCACCAAGUCACUGCUGCACCUGCACAAGAAGAAGAAGCCACCAAGCAUCAGCGCCCAGUUCCAGACAUCCCUUAACAAGCUCCUGGAGGCGCUGGGGAAUGCAGAGCCCUUCUUCAUCCGCUGCAUUCGCUCCAACGCUGAGAAGAGAGAGCUGUGCUUUGACGAGGAGCUGGUGCUGCAGCAGCUGCGCUACACGGGCAUGCUGGAGACCGUGCGGAUCCGGAGAUCGGGCUACAGUGCCAAGUACACAUUCCAGGAUUUCACAGAGCAGUUCCAGGUGCUACUACCCAAGAACGCCCAGCCCUGCAGGGAGGUCAUCUCUGCCCUGCUGGAGAAGAUGAACGUAGACAAAAGGAGCUACCAGAUUGGGAAGACCAAGGUUUUCCUGAAAGAGACGGAGCGACAGGCACUGCAGGAGACGCUGCACCGGGAGGUUGUGCGGAAGAUCCUGCUCCUGCAGAGCUGGUUUCGGAUGGUGCUGGAACGUCGGCACUUCUUGCAGAUGAGGCGGGCAGCAGCCACCAUCCAGGCCUGCUGGAGAUCCUACCGUGUCAGGCGGGCUCUGGAGAGGACACAGGCGGCCGUGUACCUCCAAGCCACAUGGAGGGGCUACAGGCAGCGGGCAGCCUACCAACGCCAGAGACAAAUCAUCAUCCACCUGCAGAGCCUCUGCCGGGGACACCUGCAGCGCAGGAGCUUCCGCCAGAUGGUUGCAGAGAAGCAGAAGGCAGAAGAGAGGGCGAGGGAAGCCCAGCAAGCCACGAGCGAAGAAACUGCCUCGGGUGGGCUGGGUCCAGAACCGUCAGAGGACAGCAAGCAUUCAGCCCUGGAGCCCAAGAUGUGGCUGAGCCAUGAGCCCCCAGCAGAGAGCUCCCACCCCAAGGAGGAGAGCCCCACCCCUGAGAAGUUUCUCCCACCCCAGAAAAACGCCACCGAAAGUCAUGAGAAAGUGUCCAGCAGCCGGGAGAAGCGCGAGUCUCGGAGGCAGAGGGGGCUGGAGCACGUGGAACUCCAGAACAGACACAUGCAGUCAUGUAAGGAUGAGAACGCCCUCAGAGAACCUUCUGGAAUAAUCGCCCUGGAUCAGGAGGAGGGCCUCCCCGAAGACAGAAAGGAGAGCAGAGAAGAUGAAGCCCCCUCAGACACAGGGACAGAAACAGAGAACUCUGCUCCUGAAAAGCAGCCCAAGGGGCCUCCACAAGCCACACCAGCCUGCCAGGUCCCCGCAGAAACCCCUCAGGCACCCCAGGGCCGAGUGGAACGGCCCACCAGCCUGGCCUUGGACAGCAAGGUUGGCACACUGGCCCCCAGCCUUACCCCCGAGAGCCCCCAGGACAAGAGCAAGCCAAGUGGUGGCCCAAGGGCACAGGACAGGCCUGAGAGCCCCGGAGGCUCCACCCAAAUCCAGCGGUACCGAGACCCAGCCUCCGAGAGGCUGGCCAGUGCUGUAGAGCUAUGGCGGGGUAAGAACCGGACAGCUGCCAGCCCCAGCGCCAUGCUGAGCCAGUCCCUGGACCUUAGCGAGCGGCACCGGGCCGUGGGGCCCACUCUCACACCCACAGAGGAGAGGCGCAUUUCAUUAUCCACCAGCGACGUCUCCAGGCUCCUCCCGGCCCCUGCUCAGGCCAAGUCUCAGCCUCUUUCAGACAGCAUAGAUGGCGAGCCCAGCAUGAAGAAGCCAGUCAUCCAGAAGAAGAAGUCAAGCGAUGUGUCCACCGGCACAGACGCAGGGCUAUCCCCAGGUUCCCAGGCCGACUCUAAGCCCACAUUUAUAAGACUUUUCCUGCAUAAGAACAAGGAUAAAAAGGGUAGUCUAGAGGGUGUGGAGGAGACGGAGAAUGCGAUCCCUGGGCACGCCAUGCUGGAAGCCACCACCAUGAAGAAGAAUCUAGAAGCCCCCUCCAGCCAGCAGCACCGCCACACUGCGGGCGAGAAGCACACCAAGGAGCUGGGAGGCAAAGGGAAGAAAAACCGAAACCUCAAAAUUGGCAGAAUCACAGUGUCAGAGAAAUGGCGGGAGUCAGUGUUCCGCAAGAUCACCAACGCCAAUGAGCUCAAGUACCUGGAUGAGUUCCUACUCAACAAGAUAAACGACCUUCGUUCCCAAAAGACACCCAUCGAGAGCUUGUUCAUUGAGGCCACCGAGAAGUUCAGGAGCAACCUCAAGACCAUGUACUCUGUCCCAAAUGGGAAGAUCCAUGUUGGCUACAAGGACCUGAUGGAGAACUACCAGAUUGUUGUGAGCAACCUGGCGGCCGAGCGCGGCGAGAAGGACCCCAACCUGGUCCUCAAUCUCUUCCAGUCACUGCUGGACGAGUUCACCCGUGGGCACACCAAGAAUGACUUUGAGUUGCCCAAGCAGAGCAAAGCUCAGAAAAAGAAGCGGAAGCAGGAACGCGCUGUCCAGCAGCACAACGGGCACGUGUUUGCCAGCUACCAGGUGAGCAUCCCACAGUCGUGUGAGCAGUGCCUCUCUUACAUCUGGCUCAUGGACAAGGCCCUGCUCUGCAGUGUGUGCAAGAUGACCUGCCACAAGAAGUGCGUGCACAAGAUUCAGACCUACUGCUCCUACACAUGCAGAAGUAAGAGCGAGCCAGGUGCUGAACCAGGCCACUUUGGUGUGUGCGUGGACAGCCUGACCAGUGACAAGGCCUCAGUGCCUAUCGUGCUAGAGAAACUUCUGGAACAUGUGGAGAUGCAUGGCCUGUACACUGAGGGGCUGUAUCGCAAGUCGGGCGCCGCCAACCGCACGAGGGAGCUCCGGCAGGCACUGCAGACAGACCCAGCGGCUGUCAAGCUGGAGAACUUCCCCAUCCAUGCCAUCACCGGGGUGCUCAAGCAGUGGCUGCGGGAGCUUCCCGAGCCCCUCAUGACCUUCGCCCAGUAUGGCGACUUUCUCCGUGCCGUCGAGCUGCCAGAGAAGCAGGAACAGCUGGCUGCCAUAUACGCCGUCCUGGAGCACCUGCCAGAAGCCAAUCACAACUCCUUGGAGCGGCUCAUCUUCCACUUAGUCAAGGUGGCCCUGCUUGAGGACGUGAACCGCAUGUCACCCAGUGCUCUGGCCAUCAUCUUUGCACCCUGCCUCCUGCGCUGCCCUGACAACUCAGACCCGCUGACGAGCAUGAAGGACGUCCUCAAGAUCACCACCUGUGUGGAGAUGCUGAUCAAGGAACAGAUGAGGAAGUACAAAGUGAAGAUGGAGGAGAUCAGCCAGCUGGAGGCCGCAGAGAGCAUUGCCUUCCGCAGACUCUCUCUCCUGCGACAAAACACUCCAUGGCCUCUCAAACUGGGGUUUUCAUCUCCCUAUGAGGGGGUCCUGAAUAAGAGCCCCACAGCCCGGGGAAGCAGCAGCGGCCCAGAGGAGCUGGGGGUGCUGCCAGAGGAGGAGGCAGCCGGCAACGAUGAAGACCGAGAGAAGGAGAUCCUCAUUGAGCGGAUCCAGUCCAUCAAGGAGGAGAAGGAGGACAUCACCUACCGGCUGCCGGAGCUGGACCCUCGGGGCUCCGAUGAGGAGAACCAGGACUCGGAGACAUCAGCCAGCACUGAGAGCCUAUUAGAAGAGCGGGCUGGGCGGGGGACCUCGGAAGGGCCCCCCACGCCUGCUCUCCCCAGCCCGAGCGUGCCCGCCCCAAGCCCCCUCCCUGAGGUGGCUGCUUCUCCAAGACGAAGGCCGUCAUCCUUUGUGACGGUCAGAGUGAAGACCCCCCGGCGGACCCCCAUCAUGCCCACGACCAACAUCAAGCUCCCACCUGGCCUGCCCUCCUACCUCCCCGGCCGGGCACCAGGUGCCCAGGAGGCUGCCAUCCCAGUGAGGCGCCGGGAACCACCUGCCCGCCGCCCAGACCAGGUACACUCUGUGUAUAUCACACCGGGUGCACACCUGCCUGCUCAGGGCACUCAGGAGCCCCUGGACGAGGACAACCGGCCGCCUGGGGCCAAGCGGAGGUAUUCGGACCCCCCAACCUACUGCCUGCCCCCCACCUCAAACCAGGCUAAUGGCUGAGGGCCCACAGUGCCAGAGUCAGCACAUCUGAGGACAACUCCAUGCUGGAGCUCCAUAGCCAGCAUUUGGCUCUCUGAGAAGGAUCCGGAAUGAAAAGCUCCAAGAGCAAUAUGAAGUGGGCACCGGUUCCAAGUGCAGAGUCCAGGCAGGGAGAGGCCAGCAGGGCUGAGCCCCGACGUCGCACAGAUGUGCUGCCCAGAGCCUGAAUCUUGGCAAGCAGCUUGGCUUCUCCCACCACCCCCCUUUUGUACGGUUUUACAGUAACUUACUUUGUGCCUGGUUUACAUAACUUUAUACUGUAACAGCCUUAACGGAAGACCAAAUUGUUUUUUUAUAUGUGUAUGUACAAACAAUUUUAUAUUAAUGCCCUGCCUCACCCUUAUAACAUGGACACAAGACUUAAGAGCUAAGCCCAUACAGCCACCCCAUCUCAGAGGUCCAGGCCCAUACUGAGGACAGCUUGGGGGGCGUCCAUGGACCAGGACCCUGCACCAGGGAUUUGGACACUUGGGGUCAUCUGACUGCCCCCAGUCUGUCUGGGACUUGUCCUAUGACCCGGCCUGUGACCAGCUGGCCCACGUGCAUUCAAAGGAGCAGUAGAGCCUUCCAUGGGGAUCCAAGAUGUUGGCUGAAGGCAGGACAUGAGGUAGGAGGGGUGGCCUCCACCUGGGGCACCAGAGACCUCAUGUCCAGGGAGAUUUAAAUGUGACCAUCACUCCUCUGUCCACCGUUUCCUGAAUGACGGAGGCUGGGGGAGGCUGCCCUUGGCACUACCUGCUGUGUGGCAGAAUAGGAGCCUUUGACUCAGGACCGCUCACAGACUGGGAGAGCAAGGCCUGGGUUUGCAUGUCCCUACAGGCCCAUAGUGACAGCCUGAGCAUCUCCAGAGUGGGGCUCCCCUCUCUCAGGCUCCACUCAUUCCCUGGACACCUGGACAGAUGGUCCUGGGUGUGGAAAGAGGCACCCCAUACACCAUGUGAAAUAAAAAGUGUCAGUUCGUUUGCCUAUGA
Molecule: messenger RNA, 7607 nt
Organism: Pteropus alecto (black flying fox)
Lineage: Eukaryota; Metazoa; Chordata; Mammalia; Chiroptera; Pteropodidae
Gene: MYO9B
Product: myosin IXB
Exons: 41
Coding region: 73-6597 (2174 amino acids)
Biological process (GO): Rho protein signal transduction; actin filament-based movement
Cellular component (GO): myosin complex
Molecular function (GO): ATP binding; microfilament motor activity; GTPase activator activity
Source: RefSeq, a predicted model, not a curated record